UGUUGUCAAAUGUCUAACUGCUGGCUAAGAGAGCUGUAUCACACUGUGUUUUGAAGUAGACAACACAGCUGUCUAGCUGCAUAGUACUCUCAUGCCGCGGUAGCAGAGCAGAUGUUCCACCUGGGAAGGAAAAGACGUGGAGAUGUACUCUAGCCGUCUGCUUUUCGUGAUUCUCGGUGUACUGCUGAGGAUUUGCUUCGGAGUUUCUGCAAACCGUGGAGGCUCCCAGUUAUUUACCGAUGAAAUCCCAUUCAAAAUCAACUGGCCGGGGGCAGAUUUCAUUCUUCCAACCUCUGGAGCCCUGUACAAAGAAGAUGACUAUGUCAUCAUGACAACUGCAGAGAAAGAAAAAUACAAAUGCCUCUUGCCUUCUUUGUCCAGUGGAGACGAGGAUGAGGAGAAAGAGUACCACGGGCCCAGUCCAGACAUGCUACUUGAGCCAUUAUUCAAACAGAGCAGCUGCUCCUACAGAAUUGAGUCCUAUUGGACAUAUGAAGUGUGUCAUGGGAAGCACGUAAGACAGUAUCAUGAGGAGAAGGAGACAGGACAGAAGAUCAGCAUCCAAGAGUAUUACCUUGGAAACAUGUUUCAAAAGAGCAAUGACCCAUUGAAAGAGUCAGAUGCUGAGAAGGGGGAAGAUUUGGAAUCUGAUGCAUCACAGACUACUAAAGAAGUGCCCACAAAAAAUAUUGAGGGCCAGUUGACACCCUAUUACCCAGUGGAGAUGGGGAACGGGACGCCGUGUAUUCUGAAGCAGAACCAGCCCCGUGCCACCACUGUGCUUUAUGUGUGUCAUCCAGAGGCCAAACACGAAAUCCUCUCCAUCGCUGAGGUCACCACCUGCGAGUAUGAGGUGGUGGUGCUGACGCCACUGCUGUGUGCACAUCCCAAAUACAGGUUUAAAACCUCUCCAGUGAAUGCUAUCUUCUGCCAGGCACUCAGUGGUUCACCCCUGAGGCCUCAGAGCCUAGCCCGGCUGGACCGGGAGCAGGAAGAGCUUCUUAAACCACCCUUCAGCUCAGCCUCAGACAAGGAGGAGGAUGUGUCACCAGUGAGGGAGGAGGCGUUUACCAGUACCCAUAAACCAAUGACAGUUGGUGGGCAAGCUCAAGUCGCAGUUGGCACCACACACAUUUCCCGUUUGACUGACGAACAGUUGAUCAAGGAGUUUCUCAGCGGCUCAUAUUGUCUGCACGGGGGGGUGGGUUGGUGGAAGUAUGAGUUCUGUUAUGGGAAACACGUCCAUCAGUACCAUGAGGACAGAGAACAGGGGAAGAAUAUAGUGGUUGUGGGAAACUGGAACCAGGAGGAGCAUCUGGAGUGGGCUAAGAAGAAUGUAGCACGUUCAUAUCAGCUGAAGGAAGAUGGUGUACAGAAAGUAAAGGUUGUGUCCCACUUUUAUGGCCAUGGAGACGUGUGUGACCUCACAGGGAGGCCAAGACAGGUUAUUGUGAAGCUCAAAUGCAAGGAGUCUGAGUCCCCACAUGCUGUAACUGUUUACAUGUUGGAACCCCAGACGUGCCAAUACAUGCUAGGGGUUGAGUCUCCGGUGAUUUGUAAGAUCCUAGACACAGCCGAUGAGAACGGCCUUCUGUCUGUUCCAAGCUAAUGUGACAGGACGGACAGAAAAGCAAAGGAACGAGAAAACGUUGGCAAAUGGUGGACAGGAGGAGGGAGAUGAAGGAGUUGUAUUAACGGACAAACAUAUGGUCAGAGGAUGACAAGGAUCUGGAUUAAGACAGAGAAAAGGAGGUGUUGACCACACAAAACCAGUCUUAGUUGAACCCAGGACUUCUAGCCCUCUGUGAAGAUGGAGAACUCACUCAUAGACUGAGCUUCAUUUGCACUCAUUGAGAAGCUGAGCUCAGACAGACACAUCCCAAAAAAACAGUAAAGAGUUUCAGUUCUGAAAGUUAUUUAACAGGAUCUUUCACUGUCAGAACUGCUGGAGAGAAGUUAGUAGAGUCUCUAUUUUUUCUUUCUCUUAGUUACGGCACAUUAUGCUUGUUUUUUUUUUGGGUUUUUUUUGGCCGUAAACCAGUGAGGGACAAGGAACAAAUGUAAAAGUUCAUGGAAUUACCUGUUAAUCCAUAAGGGGAAUACAUUGCAGGCUGUUUCUAUUUUUAAUUGUUCAAUAUUUAUUUCGCAAAAUUUUUCUCUGCUAUUUUUUUCUCUGGCAUCAAUGUUUUUGCACUUUGAAGGUCUUAAACAUUUAGAUGAAGACUAAAUUCAAGGAGUGAUAAAAACAGAAGUGUGUUUAAAAUGUUAGUUAAGCUGUUUUACAGUACACAAGAGAAUGAUUAUGACUGAUUUUACUUGUACAGCAAACGAAAUCCAGGGAAUUUGGCAUGGGUUUGAUUUUUAUAUCAGGUAUAGCUCUUUACAGGCUUCCAUUCUGAUUUGACCACUCACUUUAGCUGCAGUGGUGCUAACACUGGGGUUGUUAUGUUCCCACUGCUGGGUUACACACUGGUAAUCAGUUCUUACACAUGCUGAGUUGAAUAAAGUGUAUAAUUGAUUGCCAUGUUGUUUGGGUUACAAGGACAUAUGACAAAUGUCAUUCACAC
This is a messenger RNA of Chanos chanos (milkfish), 2567 nucleotides long. RefSeq names its product endoplasmic reticulum lectin 1 (gene erlec1). The record is from RefSeq and is a predicted model, not a curated record. The transcript has 14 exons. Gene Ontology annotation, biological process: endoplasmic reticulum unfolded protein response; ERAD pathway; retrograde protein transport, ER to cytosol. NCBI's taxonomy places the organism in Eukaryota, Metazoa, Chordata, Actinopteri, Gonorynchiformes, Chanidae. Gene Ontology annotation, cellular component: endoplasmic reticulum lumen. The coding region runs from base 143 to 1609 and encodes 488 amino acids.